Messenger RNA from Seminavis robusta, 3099 nucleotides. The record is from the annotation of a GenBank genome assembly. Lineage: Eukaryota; Bacillariophyta; Bacillariophyceae; Naviculales; Naviculaceae.
CACAACCACUUCCCAUGCUAGCACACCCACUUCCCAUGCUAGCACACCCACUUUCUUCUUUGGAUAUCAAGCCCAUGUAUGUAUCGGUAUACCCAUGGCGCAAUCACGGCGAUCAGUUGUGAUGUUGGCCUUGGCCAUUGCGUUGGGUUUGCGCUUGAUGGAGUGGAUUGUGCUGGGUGGUCCAACAGGAACAGGAACAGGAAUAGGAAUAGGAACAGGAAAAGCAACCGUGGUAUCAUCAGACUGCUCCUCUGAUGCUGCAAAGAAAAAGACGUCCUCAUCAUCCACACCUCGUCCUCGGGGUCUUCGACUGGUCUUGAUGGGAGACUCCUUGACUCGAUAUUCCUACCUGAGUUUAGUCUACUUUUUACGUUGGGGCACUUGGUACGAUCCCGACUGGCACACGCCACAUCUAGUCCAAGCAUCGAGUUUCGACAAUAUCUUUCACAAUCAAACCUGGGGAGAACAUUCCUGGCAAACCAAUCGCAUGCUGUGGCCCAACGAACUCUGCGAUUGUUUUCGCAAAAUGCCUGGAGCCGUACAAGUCAACAAGGUGGUCAACAAUCGAUACUUUUACGAUCCUGCGUACGACAAUUCCGUCGUCUAUUUGGAUGCCAAAGGACACAAGGGAACACUACACGGUCGCAUUGCAGCACAAAAUGUGUCUCGCUUGCUCUAUCAGCAAGGUUUGGCAGCCAUCAAACUAGGGCCAUCUCCUGUGCUGCCACCCAUGGACAAGCUCCAGAGACCGUUUGCCUGGGUACACAAAUCAUGGAGCGAUGCCAUUUCCAAUUAUGUCGCACAGUUGGAUCCACCACCCAAUCUCAUCAUUCUGAAUGCCGGACUCUGGCCCAACAAUUUUCUAUAUCAGCACGACCUGAUCGAUGACAUGGUCCGAGCCUUGCCAUCCAACACCAAGGCCAUGUGGAAAACCACCAGUUUUGGAAAGGGUGGCAAAGUACUGCACAAGAGCAUUCCAGAAACGGAUGCAUUGCUGUGUUCCAAGCUACACAGCUGCUGGAAUCAAAGUUGGACGCAACACGUGACAGCCAAGUACUACUGGGAUGACAAACACUUCUUCGAGCCGGUCUACCGAAUCAUGAACGAAGAUUUGUUGGAACAAAUCGGGUCUCUACCCGAAGGCUAUCAGCGAUUGGAUCGGUCCGUUCUGUUUCAGAAAUGAAUGGAUAGCAUACUCUUGACUGACUGCAAGAAAGAGUUGCGACAGAAACGACAGCAGUUAUCCUGCAAAAAGCUGUCGGACUAUGCCUGACUCCUCCCCGCCAUGAAAGCGGGAAAUGAGGAUGGUGCCAUACAACCGCGAAUCAUUCAUUGGUCGACUUGUUUGUAUCACGUUGCGGUUCCCCUGCACAGGAUUGAUCGACUGGCAAACGGCAAACGGCAAGCGCCACCAUAUGAAGAGGGCGGAAGCACCAGGCUGCACUAUUCAAUCUCUUGGCUUUUCGGACUAAACACGCCGGGAGGAAGCAGGCAUACAGCGCAACCCCCAAUGACGGCUCAGACGGCGACAUACAGCCGGAUUUGAUUUUCUUGAGUACAAUACCGGUACAGUGAGCAACGAGCGAGGUGCGUAGCUCAAAGACUCUGGUGGUGCGACAAUCUUCCGUGGAUGCCUGGCCAUGCACCAAAGGAUCAGCUAGACCAUCCAUGAUGCUGCAAACUGCAAACAGUAUCUUCGAAGAGAGGACGUGAUGAUCAUUCACCUGUCCACUUUUUGCAACAUAAUGCAAAGUUAUGGACGUAACCUCGGAUAUCGCUGUCUUCGAGGCCAGUUUCAAACGAGUCGAGUCGUGUGAGCUAGCUAGCUAGUAGAAAUAUUCACAAUCAUGAUGUCUUCAAAAGAGCUGUGCAUUAUCCUUUAUUCUGGGUACAGUAAAUGCAAUCACUGAAGGCUUCCACAGCCAUCAGUUGCUAUCUUCUGUCCGUAUGCACAAUCUUUAGAAGCUGUUCGCGUCAACGUUCAUUGGCACCAGUGGUGGUGGCUCGUCCUUGCACCGUGGAGGAGACCUGCCCCUGCCUGUGAUUGUCAUUGAGUGACCGCUACCCGAGGGCAAGGUGGAGUUGUUGCUGACACAUUGACUAGCAAUCUGGUCAUAUCUAUCAUCCCGUCGGGUAUACUCAGUCAUGUUGCUAUUCAUAGAUGCGGUCAUGGCCGUAGCCGCUGACGCAUUCAUCACCUGGACAGUUACCUUGCCUGCUACCACGGGCGCCGGUGACGUUGUCGAAGUUGUCGACAUUUUCAAUGCGUUCUUCUGGUCUUGCUUGUUCGCAGAGACUCGAAACGUCUUUUCUUCCCUUUCCUUAUUCUUCACGUUGCCUCCUUUGAGCAUCUUGAAGAGCUUCUUGACAGGGUUCUUUGUCUUGCUCUUUUGCUGGUUGCUGCUGCGAUCAACCAUCAAAUAAGAAGCCUCUGUCUGCUGGGUGCUGGUGCUUGUCCGCACAGGACUCAGGCUGCGUGUUUGUCGACCGUUGCUUCUCUUGGUGGGCUUGUUUGUGUUUGUCAGGAUGGCAUCAUCAUCAUGUUGCUGCUGCUUGACUUUUGCAGCUGCCUUCCAUGCUUGUUUGCGAUGUGCCCUGCUACUGGAGUCGUCCAAAGUGUGGGUAGCCGUCACCUCAAUAAUUGGGCGAUCCAGUGGCUCCAGUUUUGCCUUUUGGACGAUGGCUUUGUUCUUUCCUACUGAACUUGAAAAAGCGCGAUUGUCUGCAACCUCUGUAAGUUGAGUAUCCGUGGUAGUUUGCCGGUUGAGCGCGCUGUGAAACAUUUGGUCCAGUGACUGUGACAUGUUGGCAUCACGUCCAGCAGAGUCAUCCUUGAUUGGUACUUGAUACUCAUCCAUUUCCUCCUCUUCUUCAUGAAAGGAUGGUUGACGACGAAAAUGAUUGCCACUCGAGCUGUCUUGCCCCAAGCUAGCAUCACGUAAAUCCACCCCCGAACACCCGAUAGUGGACAAAGAUACAUCCAGGUCAUUGACCCCUUUGUCAUUCCCAUUGUUAUUGAAGAAGAGAAGCAUAUUCUCAUAAUUGGAUGGAUGUGCACUGGGAUCCAGUUCAUCUUCCAACAAUGACGCCUUGCCAGGG